Amoebophrya sp. A25 is the source of this 3997-nucleotide messenger RNA. The record is from the annotation of a GenBank genome assembly. Lineage: Eukaryota; Dinophyceae; Syndiniales; Amoebophryaceae.
AAAAUCAUCUAGCUCUGUCUAAGUCUGGAAAUCUCUGCUUAGGGGUUAUACAUGAUUGAAAAAAAUAAGUACCAGGUUUUAGACGCACAGAUCACAGAGUAGAUUAACGUCAUCAAGUACCAGCUUUUAGACACUUUAGGCACGUUUUGCACACCAGGAGAACAAGAGAAAAUGGGUGGCCUCGGCAGAGUCGCGGACAUGAUGCACCACGGCGUCGAAAAGCUAUUUGCACCGGAAGUGGCAGCGUACAACUGGGUGUCCGGAAAGAUGCACAAGCUCUUCGACAAUUCCGUCAGGACUCAGAAUGAGAAUGUCGGUCAGGCCAGCGGGCAGCAAGUUGACUAUCACAACUUGAAAGAAGGAGAAUACCGUUUCGUCGACUACUUUGCAUCAGCGUGUCCGCACUGCACAGAUUUGACUCCGAAGUGGCAAGCAGCUGAAGAACAAUGGCGUGCGAUUCAAGAAGCAAAUCCAAGUCUCAAGCUCGUUUGGGAACAAAAGCAAUGCUUGGAUGAAGCAUGGAAACCGGGUACUUGUUAGCAUAUAAAGGAUCGAACCAUGACGGUUCUCAUGAUGAUGUAUUUUGCGCUGCUAUACGAAGAUGAGAGAGAGUUGUAAAUGUAAACUGUAAAACAAAAUAAAGUAAAAGUAUAAAGAAGACAUUCUAUUUCCUCGUUGUUGUAGUCCGACUGGGGUGCAGACUCCUUAGAGUUCCUAUCCCUAUGCACAUGAUCGAGUAUUCAAAUAUAGUUAAUGUUGGACCCACUCUGCGAGCAGUUCGAUAUAAUAAACAAGAUACGUACUGAAGAUUGUUUGCUGGUCUCUCUGUUGAUCACGAUCGCCGUCUAGUCCUCUUGUUCUUAACGUUGCAGCAUUUAUUUGAUUCUCUAUCAUACAUCUGCUUGCUCGUAUCGGUUUUUACUCGGCAAAUUUGUCGUGUCAUCGUUUCUACGUGUUUCCAUUUUUCAGGUAAUGAUUUCGAUGCUUGUUCGAAGGAGAGCGUCCAUGCUUUCCCGACCAUCAAAUUCUUCGGACCAAAAGGCGAGGUCGCAGAUUUCGAGGGUCCACGAGGCACGGAUCAGCUCGUCCAGUUUGCAAAACAGCACACCGGGUUGGAGCCGCUACCUGUCGAAGGAGCAUCCGUGGUACCGACGGAACACGUCACGCCUGCAGAAAAUCAAAUCGUCGAAUACUACGCUGCAGCCUGUCCCCACUGUGUGCGCAUGAAGCCCAUUUUCGAUGAAGCCACGCAAAAAUGGACCGUCGACCACGCAGGAGAGAAGGUCAACUGGGUUCAGAAGGAGUGUCUGGACGACAAGUGGGAACCGGCUAAGGUAGUUCCUAGUAUAGCAGUUUCUGACUUUCUUGAUUUGACUGUAUCGUCUGCUACACGACCUACUUCUACUGAGAGGACGUUCCGUGUCUAUGAACAAGUGUAUGAAAAACAAUAACAAAUGUUUUUCUCAACACGGGAGUACCAACAGGCAUCAAAACCAGAACUUCCUCAGAUUUGUUAGUGAAAAAUCCUCUUUCUCUUUGUUUACGUCUUGGUGUCCUAUGUGACUACUUCUCUCGAAAACAAAUACAAAAUCAGGAUUUCAAGGAUUGCAUGAAAGAAGAGAUUCAGGGUUUUCCAACCGUUAGGUUCGAGUCCAAGACGGGUGUCGUGCACGAUUUUGAGGGUAAUCGAACGGCGCAAGACCUCGAAAAAUUCGUGGAAUCUGAAUUAAAGCAAUUGCCGGCUGACGAAACAGUGGCCGCUGAUAGCAAGGUAAUCGCGACGAGUGCGCAUGGCAAAGAAGCGGCAUUUGGAGGUAGUUCUUUUGAAUAAAUGACCGCUCCGUGGUGACUAGUUGUAGAAGACAUGAAGAAUGAGAGUGACCUUUUGAAUGUGAAUCAUCGGCGAUAAAGCUGUAGCGAGAGGUCGUUCAAGAAGUUAGUUGUUAAAGUGACUUAGAUUUGAAGCUGUGUACCAGCGAUGACGAUCCUCAGGUGCGGGGCCGACAGAAGAGUUGGGAGAAAAGGAAUUUCAAGCAGAUGAUUUGGUGAAGUUGGAGAAGCAAGCGGACCCCUCAGUUACCGAUGCAAGCGCAGACCACCAUGAUAAUGCAGUUCAGGAUCAUGAGAAGCUGGCGCCAUCGCCUUCAGAUCUAGAUGGUGAACUGAAGCAGAUGCAGCAAUUGCGCGCAGAUCUCGACGGUUUGAAGAAGCAGAUGGGUUCGCUCGAGAAGCUCGACAAAAAUGACAUGAUGAAUCUCGACCAUGAUAAAGCAGGACAGGACCAUCAACAUCUUGCAGAUGGCAAGAAGUUUUUUGAUGACGUGGAUGAUGACCUGGAUCUAGAAGAUGAUUUUGAUCAAGAUGAGACAGCUUCAGCAACAGCAACACCACCAGCACCCCCAUCUGCUUUAGCAACUGCUGGCAAAGAAGCGGAGAUUGAGGCCGUGAAGACCGCAGGAGUGGGCCCAGAAUGGUUUGUUGCGGGUCUGUCUGCAUUCGCCAGCAGCUUGCGCAAUGCUGGUGCACCUCCUACGCCUACGAAGGUAAACCUGGCCUCGCCUCUGGCGGCUGUUUGCCAAGGUAGAUCGGCCUUUCUUUGAGGAGCGUUUCUACUUCCGCGGAACUCAAACUACAGGAAAGCAGUUGUACUACUCAUCACACCAUCUCGGCGAAAACGAAGCAGUGGAACUUCGACCUACAAUAUUUUCAUGAAAGUGAAACUUAGGAGGUAAUUUUUUGCAGAACUUCAGAGAUCAUGCUAUGCAAACUGUUUGAGUUUGUACGAAUAGUUCUGAUCACUAAUUGCGAUUAAUAUGAAUCAUUAUCUUUACCGCCUAGUAACUUUGUGCCAGAGCCAGCGGCCGUAGUUUUUGUGAAGGUGGAUUGUGAGCUGUUUUUCCCUUAUGCUAAUAUGUUCUUUCGUUUGCUACUGCUAGAGCUGAUUCAUUUUCCUUCGAAGAAGUUUUGAAAGUUUCCAUACUGGUACUGAUGCAAAGACAAUAUAGACUUUUAUCACGCGGCGUUGACAGAAACUGUCCAAAGUGGAGCUGCCGACAAAUAAGAUCAUUGUGAACAGAGAUUUGUAUGACAUUCAAGAUAAUUUUGGAACUAGCUUGUAUUGAAAAUAAUCGUGUAUCUAUAGGUCUUUGAACUCAUUUUUGUAACAAGAGUAGAUGUCGAUAUUCACUACGAAUAUUAUGUUGGUGGAGCAUUGAUAUUACCAGUAGCAUUUAUCUUCGGUACUAACGAUUAUUCCUCCUGAAAUUAUGCGUACUCAUUUUCGAUCAGCAUCUCCACUAAAUAUGGUACGCACGCCUUAUCUUAAUCUUCAGUUCUUAUGUACGAACUUCUCAAGUCGAUUUUGCAUCGCUUGUCAAUGAUUGCGUUGAAUCAUUUCUUGAAAUGCAGUUUCAUCAUAUUCGUGAUUGAAGAAUCUUGUAUGCGGCUGGUGCUCGUCUUUGGCCCAUCAUGGAUUAGAAUAUCACAAUAUCUAGUGAAGCAGAAAUAAAGAGUCAAUUCCUGCGGAAAAUAGAGACUUCUGGAACGCACUGAAUCAGAGUAAAAUUUUUACGACAUCGACAGAUGCCAGAACGAGCACCCGCAACAUCAUCAUCUAGUGCAUACUUGUACUUGUUUCCUCUUAAAAAUUGCUGCAAAUGCAACCUUAGAAACACGUGGAAGACCUUGGUUAUAACGAAAAUAUGACGGCAUCCGCAAACAGUUUUGAAUACAACUAGAAUGAUAUCGCGCGUCGUGACUACGAGAGGGUCGGUCUAAAAUGGUCAAGAAGAUCAACCUAUAUUAUACUGAUUUCUGCGUUCAUCUUGCUGCCAACCACGGCAUGACUUGUCUGUGCAGCAAGGCAGCCCUGUAUGGUCGACGGGCGGACUUGCGCACCAUCUUUGUUGUGUUGAAAAUAUUCUCUUGUAGUCCUUCUACGGCUACGCUAAUCCGCUUGAGAAGGCAGGUAAAACUGCGGACGGCGGACACCCUCCUA